AUGUGGGAUUUUGAACUGAUCAAUGUGGACUAUUACGCCAGCAACCCCGAGUUGGCCGAUAUCGAAUUGAAUGUCCAGCGCAUCGAUCGUGGUCGUUAUGGUUGCAGUGGUUUCAUUGAUUUUAAAGUCGAUAUUAACGAGGAAGAUGUACGGCUAGAAUUUAUUUUGCAACGCAGUCAAUUUAAAUCGGGACCCUUUACCACAAUGCCAAUGAAAAUCGACAAUGAGACUUUGACGACGGCCCUAAAUGUUUUCUAUAAGAAUAUCAUCAUGGAAGAUGCUCAAGAGUGUUGUGAGAAUGCCCCCUACUUCAAUGGAACCUUUAAGGGUCCAUUGACCAAACGUCGUGUCACUUUAAAUCAAUGUUCUAUAUCGUCGGAAAAGUUACCCAGUUAUAUGAUGGAUGGUUAUUAUAUUACAAGGACAAGUGUUUAUGCCAAAGAUUGGUAUGGCUAUUUGGAGACAUUGGCUUAUGUGGAAAGUGCUAAUUGA
Molecule: messenger RNA, 492 nt
Organism: Musca vetustissima
Lineage: Eukaryota; Metazoa; Arthropoda; Insecta; Diptera; Muscidae
Exons: 1
Coding region: 1-492 (163 amino acids)
Source: RefSeq, a predicted model, not a curated record